Messenger RNA from Anopheles bellator, 1634 nucleotides. Its product is annotated as CWF19-like protein 1 homolog. Lineage: Eukaryota; Metazoa; Arthropoda; Insecta; Diptera; Culicidae. Gene Ontology annotation, cellular component: post-mRNA release spliceosomal complex. Gene Ontology annotation, biological process: mRNA splicing, via spliceosome. Gene Ontology annotation, molecular function: RNA lariat debranching enzyme activator activity. The record is from RefSeq and is a predicted model, not a curated record. The transcript is spliced from 4 exons. Bases 57 to 1631 code for a protein of 524 amino acids.
AACAAACAAGCAAUUCUUUCCGGCGGUUUUGCAAAUUAUAGUCCGAUUUUCUCGCGAUGGAGCAAAAAUUGAAACUGUUAAUUUGCGGCGAUGUUCGAGGAAAGCUGAAAUCAUUUUUCGCGCGCAUUGAAAAUGUAAACAAAAAGAGCGGUCCGUUCGAUCUGGUGCUUUGCGUUGGGGAUUUUUUCGGCCAAACCAACGAAAUGGACACACUGCAAGAAUACAAAAGAAAUCUCAAAACAAUAUCCGCACCAGUGUAUAUUCUCGGUCCAUCCAACCAGACACUAGCGCAAUACUACAGUGAAACGCAGGACGGUGAUAUAUGUACAAACCUCAGCUACCUGGGGAAGCGUGGUCUUUACACAACCUCCGGCGGACUUAAGAUUGCGUACCUCAGCGGAACGAGCAGUUCGCGGGAGGAUGCAAACGAAUGGACGUACUCGAAGGCAGACGUGAUGGCUGUGCGUGACUCAUGUUUAGCCAGCAAAGCUAACAUGGGAGAUUUCCGCGGUAUCGAUAUUCUAUUGACUUCCCAGUGGCCAGUUGGUGUUCGAGAAGAGGUAACCGACGGAUCGAAGCUGGUGUCUUGGUUGGCAAACGCCAUCAAGCCAAGAUAUCAUUUUUGUGGAUCAAAUGACGAGUUUUACGAAUCACCACCUUACAGAAGUCAACCAGAUAAAAGCACCCAAAUGGAGCUGGCAACUCGGUUCGUUGGGUUGGCAAGUUUCGGUAACCCGGAGAAGAAGAAACACAUCUACGCGUUAAGCAUCACUCCGGUGGAGAAAAUGCGCGUUCUUGAGCUGAUUCAAAAGACUACCGAUGAGAUGCCGUCCCCCUACCAAGGGCUUACAUUUUUCGAAGAAAGCGACAGCAAAGCACCACGCGACGCGGAACCCGACAAUCAGUACUUUUACGACAUGAACACGUACGACGACCGGCGUCACAAGCGCAAAAGUAACGAUCCUAACCAAGGGCAGAAGCGCCCUAGACCCACGUUCGACCAGGACAAGUGUUGGUUCUGCCUGUCGGCCGGUAGCAUCGAGAAACAUCUGAUCAUUUCCGUUGGAGACCACUUUUAUCUGGCACUGGCCAAGGGACCGAUUAACGAGACGCACAUACUGAUUCUCUCCAUUACGCACAUUCAGUGCGCGGCGCUUCUUUCGGACGCACAAUGGAGCGAACUGGUGCGAUUCAAAGAAGCGCUGGGGCAGUUUUAUGCCGACCGUGAGCAGAAAGUGUUCUUCUACGAGCGCAAUUUUAAGACGGGCCAUUUGCAGAUCAACGCUAUCGGCAUUGACGACAACGUAGCGUGGAAGAUACAGCACGUGCUGGAAGACAAGUCGGAAGAAUAUAGCUUUCAGCUGGAGAAGGUACCGAAGCUGGGCGGUCCAGCCGACUUGCCGGAACGCGGUCCGUACUUUGUGGCGGAACUGCCCGACGGUACGGUGCUGUUGACGCGGCAAAUGAAAGGAUUCCCGCUGCACUUUGGUCGCGAGGUUAUCUGUGCGGACAAUUUGCUCAAUUGCGAGGAAAAGGUCGACUGGCGCCAGUGUAACCUGCCGAAGGAGGAGGAAGACGUGAUGGUUAAAAAGUUCCGCGACAGUUUUAAACCAUACGACUUUACUGUGUGAGGG